AUGGGCGCCGCGGCGGCGCGGUCGGCAUUGGCGUCCGCCGGCCGUGCGGCGAACGAGGCCGUGAGCUUCGUGGUGUUCCUGCUGCUGGACGCGCUGGAGGUGCUGCUGUGCGUGGUGUACAAGGUGGCGGACUACGUGGUGGAGGGCGCGUGGCGGCCCUGCUACUGCUCGUCGCGCUCGGCGUCGUCCCCGGCGUCGGCGGCCACGGGGAAGAUCGUCGUGUCGGAGCGGGGAGGCUCCAAGGUGGUCAGCAUGCUGUCCGCCACCAGGCUGCACCUCGAGGACAUCUCCGACACGCUCUACACGCGGCCCUCCGUGCUCGCGUGCGCCGCGGCGGCGUCGGCAUCGGCGUCCUCCUCCCAGCGGCGCGCGGCGCCGGGGGUCACCGUGCACUCCGCCAUCGUGCAGAUGCUGCGGGGCAAGGUCGGCGGCGGCAUCGGCGACGGCAAGCACAGGCCGUACCCGUCGCCGCGGUGGUCCGACUGCCACUGCGCCAACUGCAACCCGGCCGACACGGACCGCCUCUUCGUCCACGUCGAGGCGCCGCCGCAAGCGUCGACGGAGGAGGACGUGCUGUUCAUCCACGGGUUCAUCUCGUCGUCGGGGUUCUGGACGGAGACGGUGCUCCCGCACGUGAGCCCCGCGGCGCGGUCCCGGCGGCGGCUGUUCGCCGUGGACCUGCUGGGGUUCGGGCGCAGCCCCAAGCCGGCGGACUCGCUGUACACGCUGCGGGAGCACGUGGAGAUGAUCGAGCGGUCCGUGAUCGAGCGCCACGGGGUCAAGUCCUUCCACAUCGUGGCGCACUCGCUGGGCUCCAUCCUCGCGCUCGCGCUCGCCGUCAGGCACCCCGCCGCGGUCAGGUCCCUCACGCUCGUCGCGCCGCCCUACUUCCCGGUGCCGCGCGGGGAGGUCGGCACGCGGUACGUGCUGCGGACGGUGGCGCCGCGCCGGGUGUGGCCGCCCAUCGCGUUCGGCGCCUCCGUGGCGUGCUGGUACGAGCACCUCAGCCGCACCGUCAGCAUCGUGCUCUGCAAGCACCACCGCCUCUGGGAGCUCGCCUUCCGCGUCUUCACACUCUACAGGGUGCGGACCUACCUCAUGGACGGCUUCUUCUGCCACACCCACAUCGCGUCGUGGCACACCCUCCACAACAUCAUCUGCGGCAGCGCCGGCAAGAUCGACAGGUGCCUCGAGGUGGUCAGGGACCAGCUCACCUGCGAUGUCACCGUCUACCACGGCAGCGACGACGAGCUCCUCCCCGUGCAGUGCAGCUACGCGGUCAAGUCCAAGAUCCCGCGCGCCCAGGUCAAGGUCAUCGACGGCAAGGACCACGUCACCAUUGUCGUCCGACGCCAGAAGGACCUGGCCAGGGAGCUGGAGGAGAUAUGGGACAGGAAACGGUGA
Messenger RNA from Miscanthus lutarioriparius, 1404 nucleotides. The record is from the annotation of a GenBank genome assembly. NCBI's taxonomy places the organism in Eukaryota, Viridiplantae, Streptophyta, Magnoliopsida, Poales, Poaceae.